Molecule: messenger RNA, 6433 nt
Organism: Biomphalaria glabrata
Lineage: Eukaryota; Metazoa; Mollusca; Gastropoda; Planorbidae
Product: zinc finger protein 892-like
Exons: 3
Coding region: 288-2138 (616 amino acids)
Biological process (GO): regulation of DNA-templated transcription
Molecular function (GO): DNA-binding transcription factor activity, RNA polymerase II-specific; RNA polymerase II cis-regulatory region sequence-specific DNA binding
Source: RefSeq, a predicted model, not a curated record
CUCGCCCGUGAGCACUGUCGUUCGGGCACUGAGACUCUCGCUCAGGCAUACAAAGACAGAAAAAACAGACAAGUAGAAUCAGGACUUUUUAUACUUAGCAAAAGUGGACUUUAUUCGUGGGACUUUAUUCGAUGUGUUCUUGUUCUUUAUACUGGACACUAUUGUAGACUAUCUACAGACCGCUUCUUGCAAGCCAUCAUGAACUGACCAAUGGUCAAGGCGGGACAAUUCUAAAUCUGAAUUUACUCCCCUGACACAGCGACUGACCACCGCCCACUCCUGCAACCAUGCCUCGCUCGUUCUUAGUCAAAAAAUAUCUCAAACAAAAGUAUGACGCAGACCUGCAGCAAAGUCUCGGCCUCACAUCUGACAGCCAGGACACUGCGGUCACCGUACCGGAAAGGAUGGACACAAGUGACCCGGAGUCCAGCAAGACCGUUAGGAGCUCGGAGACGAAUGUCGUCUGCUACAGGCCGACCAAUGGGGACAGUGGAAAGGCGGUAACUCCGUUCACUCCAAGUACCCUGAAGCCCGUUGCAGUCCGCGUCAGUAACGGCUAUAUUCUAGAUGUGAAGUCCUCCUCCUCCACGAGGAAUGUCGGGGAUGCUGAGACCAGCAGUGUCGUUGCUAGGACACCCAAGUUCCAGGGUGAGUCGGCUGCUUGGGAAAACCCGAUGCCCAGGAGAAGUGUUAUAGUCACAAACAGCAACCACCCCGCCAACAGGCAUGCACAGGGUAGCAACGGCUCUUACCGCAACGAAAGCAGCUUGGCAGACAAUGUAGGAACACAUUCUAGCAGCAGAACUGCGAUGGUCUCCAGCGCCGCCUACUAUCGAGGGAAUGACCCCUACGAAGAAGAGCAGCCCUUAGCCUUGGACAUGCCCAAGGUAGCCCACAUGCCAUCGCCUCCGCCAGCUCAUGCUCCUUUACCGAGUCCCCAGCCUGCUCACACGUCUAGUCAGUCUCACUCUUAUGUUCCUUCCGCCCUACCGUCUCCUGCUCACGCCCCGGUACCUGCACACAUUCCUAGUCCUGCAUUUGCGCCGUCACCCGCGCACAUCCCAAGGUCCGCUAACUCGCCUACCGCAGCCCACCUUAACCUGUCCAGACGUUCACCUUGUCCUGACGUCCUGCCCGCCGAUCAUCCCAUCCAUCACCCUCUCAUCCAGCAUUUGAUAAAUCAGAGGCUGCACGUCCCAGAAGAGCCGAGGCAUUACAGAGGCGUCUAUGACGAUGAAAGGAGCCACUCGCCCAGAAGUAAUUCCCCAAGGAGUCCGCCUCGAAGUCAUGAGAACUACUACUUCAUUCAAGCCGAAGAGUACCAUCAGCCCUACAGCUACGUAGUGGCCGGAGAGCGAAAUGUCGACGAAGACCGUCCAAUUAGAGAUGACGAGGCUCAAACCAGGUUAGAUUCCACGCUCAUCCACCCUGGCAUCAACCCCAACUAUCUCCCCCCGUCGCCCAGUCCGUCCAUCCCAUCCUCCUCUCCAACGCUUCCUGUGGUUAUCUCCACAUUUUCCCACUCGUCCAGCCCUCCAUCUCCGGCGCCAUCUCUUCCCUCCAGCUCCCCACACCCUUCCGCGGAAGUCAACGCCUACACCUAUGAAGCCUUCCUAGUCAGCGAUGGACGAUCCAGGAAGCGUGCUGUUGAAACCACCGAUGAAACCGGCAAGGUCAGGUACACAUGCAACGAAUGCGGCAAAGACUACGCCACUUCCUCCAACCUGUCCCGCCACAAGCAGACCCACAGAUCGCUGGACAGCAAGAGCGCCAAGAAAUGCCCGCACUGUGACAAAGUCUACGUCAGCAUGCCAGCUCUCUCCAUGCACGUGCUGACCCACGACCUCAGACACUCCUGCAACGUCUGUGGGAAAACAUUCAGUAGGCCCUGGCUUCUCCAAGGGCACAUGCGAUCUCACACAGGGGAGAAGCCUUUCGGGUGCGCCCACUGCGGAAAGGCUUUCGCAGACAGAUCCAAUCUUAGGGCUCACAUGCAAACCCACUCGGCUUUUAAACACUACGCUUGCAACAAAUGUAAUAAGACUUUUGCUCUCAAGUCUUACCUUAACAAACAUCUUGAGUCAGCAUGCGUCAAGUCAGAAAGUGACGUCCUCAUGAUUCACAAUGAACACGACUAGAGCACAGCAAAGAAAGAACCUUCCACAUUGCAAUGUAUCCACUAGUUCGCAUUCAUCUUCAGACAUUGUUUAGCAGCUCCAUCUGGUCAAUACACAAUGUUACUGUCACAUUCCAAUCAUGUGUAAAGCCUAAACAGACAAUUUACGUUUAGUUUAAUGUCACGCAUUGCUUAUAUGCAUACUAUUUAUAGAAACUGCUUUUUUGGCAGCCCCCAUUUAUAAUGCUUCAAAUAUUUUUUAUUGUACUUUAUAUCCAACUGAAGCAAUGAUUGAUAUUUAUGUAUUUGACUGUAUUGACAAAUGUAUAGCUUCAAACUGUCUCUUGAAACGAAUUUGUGUUUCUUUAAUCUUCUCAAAAAUUCAAGCUGUUGCAGUAUCCCAUGCAUUUAAUUCAUGUUUUUAUAUUAUAAGUUAUUCAAAACUUCGCCAUUUUAUCCAGACAUAUCUUUAUAAUGUAUAUAUACACAAUUUUAUCUCCAAUUUUGUUAUUUAACAUUGACAUUAUAUGAUUUGUAUAUUUUGUUCUAUUACAAAGUAUCCACUCUUUGCCGAAUUAUUUUAAAAAAUGUAUUUUUCUUAAAGUCUGAAACGAAACAAAAGAUUGCUGUUCAAUGUUCUCUAAUAAGAAAGAUAAUCGCGUCAGUUGAUAUUCAAACAUGUUCGAUUACAAGCCUAUUAUCUAGAGGUAAAGACAUUUUUUUUUUGGCGGCUCGGGUGAACUUCAUGUUUACUUUGGAAGAAAAAAAAAACAUGUCGUGUUUAGAAGAUUUGAUUCCCCCCAUCCCCCACAGCCACCCCCGUGCACGAGUGUUCGAUGUACCAGGUAAUGAUUAUUAUUGGAAUAAAAUACAUGCGCGCUCUCUUCUCUCCCCCCGCCCUCCUCCAGAUCUCCCGCCACUGAAAUAGAAGGAUACCAUCCUAUUGUAUCGUCACAUCGUGAUAGGCGUCAGAGCCUUAUCGAUCUGAAACUGUUUCAAAAGUUGUUGUUUUUUUUCAAAUCUUCCGAUCCACGUCCCGUCCUACGACCAAACAGCGCGUGAGUCGAUCACCGCUUUCGUGGCUAAAUAUGGACUAAAGUUACUUUUUUAAAAAGCUCACUUUUUUUUAUCCUCCCCCCCCCCCCCCCCCCAUCUAGCUGUUCCAUUUUUGUCUAGAAGACAAAUAGCAGAUAGGUGGUUGAUAAGCAUAUAGGAGGUGAUCGGGACGGGGGUCUCUUGGGAGGGCGGUAGGAGAAACAAAAAAAAGACGAAGGUUUUUAUCACGAUCUCUGCCAGAUUUAAGUACUCUCUGAUCGGUCACCGCCCCGCUCUGCCAUCUAUAAUUUCUUCUUAAUUGUGCCGGGAAAGAAACUUUUAUUUUUAUCCAGUCAAAUGUAACAAAAAAAAAUAGUCAUAUGAUUGUCUCAUUAAAUUGCAGCUGUCUUGGAGUCCUAGGGAGGAUCUGGAGAUUAACUCGAUUUUAUCUGCCGUCAUCAGUAUUAUAAUAGUAUUUCUUUUUUUCGCUGUUGUUGUUGUAAAUAAUUUAAUUUAUGAAGCAGUUUACUUUCUAACAUUGCGAGACCAAUGUGCAGAACCAGUAACCGGAACAUCUCAGAAAGGAUCCAAUAAUGAUCUGAAUUUCGUGGUCUUUCAGUUCAUGACCAAUAAUAGUUUGCUUUUUUAAUUGAAGAUCGAAGUUGAAUCAAAGAGAUAGGAAUGCGAACUUUUAUUUAGGGAUAUUAGCAUUGUUUUUUUUUAGGGAUAUAGCCAGCGGCGUAGCUAUGGUAGGGAUGGGGGGGGGUAGAAUUUGAAAAUCCCCUCCCGGGCCCUUACUUAAGAGGGGGCCUCCAAAUGAGUGUUCGACAUUUUUUUUUUACAUUAAAUAUUACGUCAUUAUCUCAUGUCAUGAUGUCGAAUGUCAAAAUGCAGGGGCCCCUAAAGAGGUCAAGCACCGGGCUCCCAAAUGAUGGUAAAUUCCUAGCUACGUUACUGGAUAUUGCCUUUUUUAGCGAUUGAUAAAAUAAUUCGUUGAACCCAACUUUAUUAUUUUGUUCCACUGUAUUACGGAAGAUACGGUGUACGCUUCCACAAGUGUAUUUUAUUAAUAGAAUAUUUUCCAUAUGACGUCAUCCAGUGCCUAUUUAUAUCAAAACUUCAUUCAGAGCGUUGUGAAACUGUAUCAUAGCAACUCAUUUCUGUUUAUUAUGCACUGUUGUUUCGUUUCUUCUUUUUUUUCCAUUCACAAUUUUUUUCUUCUUCAAUUUCUUACUUCUGCUCUGCACUUUGUAUUAACGAGUUCUUGCUGGUGUGCAAACAAUGUCAGAGAAAUUGUCACUUUCAUAUCGAGAUCAGAAUAUUAUCACUCUCCCGCCAUUGUCUUCUUUUCAAUCUAGACCUAAAUCUAUUUUUUUUCUAGAACAUUCGAGCAUGUAUAUUCUUGAUAAAGAAUCUAUAUUUUAGAAAUUUUUAAAAACAUUUAAAAACACACAAAAAAAGAUAAAUAACUUGAUUUUUUAAAAAGUUUGACCUACUUUUAUUCCACAUUUUUUUUUUUUUUUUUUUUACAAAAUUCAAGUGUAUUACGUUUUCCAUUUAAUUUUGUAGAACUUUUUUUUAAAAAUCAGCAACAAAUGUAUCUGGAGACCAAUAAUUUAUAAUUGUGUUUUUAUACUGUCUUGAAAUUAUAAAACCGUCCAAAUUAUACACUUCGUUUCAUGUUGAUUUCUACUUACAGUUUUGCACACUGGCCUAUAUGUAUAGAAGUGCUUAUUUUUUUUUUUAAACAAAAACUCUUGUUGUAUUCAUGGUUGCCAUGAGAUGUUGUCAUCUGUCCUUUAUCGACAUUUUUGCCUUUUUUUUCUACAAAUUUAACCUGCAAUAUUCUUUGCCCUUAAAAUUACAAUUGUCGUCUGCAUUACUCGCGCAAUCAUUCCGUCUGUUAAUAUCUUGAGUCUUGAUUCCCGCCUUUUUGUUCUUUUUUUAUGUACACCUGACCUAUAUACUGCCCUCCAUUCCGCACGGUUAUCACUUUGCCUUCAUGUUCAUUGCCUCUUACAAAACUAAAAUAGGAGACUAAAUGAUGUAAUUGUUUUGUACUCAUUCCAUCUUUUAUUUUUUUUAAACAAUUUGUUUCGCAAAUUAUUUGGUGUGUCACAUUUUUUAUUUUUGAUGGCACAUAUUCAAAUCAUUAUUUUUUUCUUGUUCUGGCUUGUUGUUGAUAAUUGAUAAAGAUAACUCUUGUUAUUUCGUAGUCCAAUGUGAAACAGUAAUACAACUUCAUUUACAGUGUAAGAAUAUUUUUUAUUCCUGAAUUUAAAUGAUCUACCGAGACAAGCUCCAUUCUAUUAAUUCCUUAAUAUAAAUACUACAACAACUCUAAUGAAAAUAAUUGUAAUUUGUCAUUCCUAAGUUUGAACGAAAAAUUAAAAUAACACUUUGUAAAGUCGGUUUUUUUCCCCUGAAAAAAAAAGUGUAUUUCUAUAUUUAGAUAUUAUCCUAUCUAACAAUGUGCUUCAGUGCAAUAUGUAUCCAACUCAAUUCUAAAGGCAGCCAUGUCGAACCUAGUCUUUGUAUAUAUUUAAAUGAAGUCUUCAAUAUAUUUAUCAUUACUUUAGACGUGAAUUGCAUAAUAUUGUUUCUUUGUUCGAAAAUUGUUUUUUUUUAAGUUCAUCAAAACGUCCAAUAAUUCAGACAUGGGGCAGAAGUAACCUACUUACGAUUAGUACGCAUGCGCCCUUUAGUCAUUCUACUGAUCUAUCUAUGUACAUAAAUAUUUGUUGUUUUUUUUUAUCCUGGGGCCAUAUUACUUACUUAUGUAUAGUUCAGCUGCCUUUCUUGUUGUUGUUUUUUUGUCCUUUAAUGCAUUUUUAACUUUUGCUGUAUAUAAACUCUUUUUUGAAUAUAGAUGUUAUAAAGCUUUGUAUCAUGUAGCAAUAAUUCUGUAAAUACACUUUAAAAAAUCAACCUCGAAAUGGCCAGAUUUUUUUGUAACCAAUCAAAACUUUUUGAGCCAAAGAGGGCAUGUCGGGAAUAUGUGCAAUAUACAAUAAACCCGCCCAAUUUUAAUUUAAUUUUUUUUUUUGAAGUUUACUUGUGAAUGCUUGCAUGUGUGUGAAUGUGUGCGUGCGAGUAAUUAUUCUGGGUGGUACCGCAUUUAUGUGAAUAGUCAUUUUGAGUCAAUUUAUUUUACUUGUGUUCCAUUGCAUUAUUUAUUUGUAAUAAUAGAUAUUUAAAAAUGUAUUAUACUAUUUCUAACGAAGUGUUUGUUACGAAUGACUUCAACGAGAUACAUCCAGUCAAUAAAACAUUCACUUUGUA